Molecule: messenger RNA, 1791 nt
Organism: Cylindrotheca closterium
Lineage: Eukaryota; Bacillariophyta; Bacillariophyceae; Bacillariales; Bacillariaceae
Source: the annotation of a GenBank genome assembly
AUGAAGUAUAUCGGUAUUCAUUUAUCCCUUUUCUUGGGAUCGUGUCUUGUUCUUUGCUUCAUCACACCAACCUCUGAUGCUUUCACCAGUCGUGAUGCUGCCGCUGGACGAACAAGAGGAGGAGGAGGAGGAGGAGCACUACAAAGAAGAACAAUGAUGAUGAGUGAGGAAUCAUCCUUUUUGUUUCGAACAGCAGGCUCGAGAUAUGACGAUUCAUUGUCAUUGUAUCAUCGCUUUGGUGUGAGUAGUAGUGUUUCUAAUAUUUAUUUGCAAGCCGCCAGGAGCAAAGAGAACCAACAUCAACAACAACAACAACAACAACAAGACGAUGUAUCAGCACUACCACAACUCAAGAACAAGCUAAUCAGUACAAAACGAUGGAUUCUUCCACUCUGGAACAGUAUGUUGCGUACCUUUCCUUCCAACAAUGGUCGUGCAAGGCGGAGCAAAACGUUUCUGGCCAUGGCUUUCUUUGCCAUUGCAUGUUCUUUUUGCCGAGUCCAUCCGGCGAAUGCUGAUGUUAUGGAAACAGCAACAACAGCAACAACAAGAUCUACUAUCGAAUCAUCCUACUACAUUGGCAGCAACAGCAACAGCAACAGCAACAACAACAACAACAACAACAACAACAUGGCAUUCGAAUCAUUGGAACCUGUGGAACCCAUUCGAAUGGUGCAAGCUGUUGAGACUAGUAGUAGCACAACGAGUCCUAGUACUAGCUACUACUACACUAAAAAGAACAAGGACCACACGUCCCCAUCAGUCAACAAGGCAUCUGUGACAUAUGCCACCCUGUUGUCGAUGGGAGAAGGCCUCAAUCCUAAUUUGGAACCUACUACCGAAAUGGCAGUACUCCAAGAUAAUGACAAUAAGGGUAUUGUGGAGACGAGUAGUAAUAGUAUUUUGAGUGUCAACAAUGGUGGUGGUGACAAAGCAUCAUCAUCAUCAUCGUCAUCAUCAUAUCAGGGCAAACUAUCGGCGACAGGAGUCGUACUAUUGGCGGCAGGAGUUCAUGUCUUUCGCUUGCAACGCAAACAGAGACGUCUCCAUGACAAUUUUGAAUCCUGGAAUGCCUCUUGGAAUGCAACAACUACUACUACACCAACUACUACUAGCGGCGUCAAAGCGAAUAACAUGGUGCUGGAAUCGAAAGAACCAUUCGUGGCAGCAGCAUUAUUGGCCAACAAGGCAAUAUCCAGCAACAGCAACAGCAACAAUGGUACCAUGUCCUCUCUUCGCAUGGAUGAUACGGAAACUAUGGACAAGCCGCCUAAUACUGCCGUUGACAGUAGUAAGAACAGUGAAAAGAACAGCAAGAAAUAUUACAAUGAUGACGAACCAGGAUUUGGUGCCACUCCAGAACCUCGAGAACAUUCCAACAAUAAUGAAGAGGCAGCCUCAAAAGCAGAAGACAUUGUCAAGGCAACCAUGAAGGCAAUGGGGAAAGCAGGGGGCGAAUCAACGACGCUAGAGCAAGGAUUCAUAUUUUUGGGAACUGAUGCUUCUAAGACAGUAGCAUCGUCACCAGAUCCUACCGUGGAAGAAUUGGAGCAACAGGUAAUGACGCUAGAAGAUUAUCUGAAUAUAAAAGUGGACGAGGAGUUAGCCCACCACCUUACAAGUGAAAACAACAACAGCCAAGAAGAUACCAAGUAUCCAAAGGAACGGAUGCCAAUUUUGGAUCCGGUGGAACGGGCCAAAGUAUCUGCCAAGUAUGCGGCAAUUGGUUCCUUGGAGGACCGAGCGUUUCAAAUCUUGGUGGAUCUGGGGAUGAUUGACCAGACAAACUGA